AUGUCGUACCACCUCACAUCCUAUGACAAGGCCCCCAUCAAGGCCCAGAUGAUCACACAACCGGCGUUUGCCCGUUUAUUCUCUGCACACGGGCUGAAUAAGUCAGCAUGGACCCACGAGGCAGCAACCGCAUGGGGAUACCAGAAAUGUCGGACGGAGGCAAUGAGGGUCAUCACCUCGCAAUUGGAUGGUUUUAUUUCGGUAAUGAAUUGCCCUCACGUCAGCCGUGAGGCCCGGAAACAGCUUUCCGAUGCGGCUGCCGAAGUAGACAUUGUAAUGGCGAAGGAAGCAGGGACCCCUUGGCCAGAUGAAGAACCACGAAAACUUCUGCAAUCCGACAAAUCCAUCACAUGA
Messenger RNA from Suillus subalutaceus, 354 nucleotides. RefSeq lists its product as uncharacterized. The record is from RefSeq and is a predicted model, not a curated record. The coding region runs from base 1 to 354 and encodes 117 amino acids. NCBI's taxonomy places the organism in Eukaryota, Fungi, Basidiomycota, Agaricomycetes, Boletales, Suillaceae. The transcript has 2 exons.